Molecule: messenger RNA, 2286 nt
Organism: Coccinella septempunctata (seven-spotted ladybird)
Lineage: Eukaryota; Metazoa; Arthropoda; Insecta; Coleoptera; Coccinellidae
Exons: 6
Coding region: 83-1177 (364 amino acids)
Source: RefSeq, a predicted model, not a curated record
CAUCACAUCGCCAUGAAGUUGUUUAUCACAUAAACAAAUAAGUUUGACAGUUGUGUUUUUUCCCUAAUUUGUGAAUUUUACCAUGGAUAAAGCUCGCGAAAAAGUAUUCCGACGAAAAGUUGUCUUUUCAGAUAGUGUAACAAAAAUAGGCAAUGACGGACAGAAUGCGGCCAGCGGCGUGGGUAUGGGCAGGGAUAAGGCUGGCGUACGUCCGAGAAGUCGAAGCGUUUACACGGCAAAUUCUUACGUGAGCGAUGACAUUGUCACAUCUCGAGACUUGGCGAAAUACGAGGGCCCCCAUAACUGGCAUUGCCCCUUACCUAAACCCAUUACAGUGAAGCACUUUUACUCCGAUGACAUCAACGGUGAAAUUUGGGCGGAUGACGGAUACAUAGGUGGCACCACUGUGACACCCCACGGAGUCAUAUCCCUGCGUCUCCACAACAGGAUCCGCGUGGACAUAUCCCUGGACCGGGCCAUCAGGAUAGUCAACAUGAAGAACGCGAUCAUUUUAGCCCUCAACUCCAGCGGAUCGUCCUCCGCGCUCAUCCACCCCAACGGCAGGGUGUACCAGUACGGUUCAAGGGUUGAGAUUUUAGCGCACGACAACCAGGGCAACAAUAAGUACGCCAAGAUGUGGUACAAAGGCGUCAGUUUCACCAGCGACCAGUGCGCCCUCGUAUACCUGGUGGAUUCAGCCGGAACCAGGACUACCACCGAUACUUUCUCGGACCUAUCGUCCGAUUUUACCCUGGGCGUUUUUUACAACACCUUUCCAACGGGGGAUUCCCCCUAUAAUCUGGAUAUGCCAGGCAUUCCCCACGGCACGCAUUUGGUGGACGAGGCGAUCGGAAUCCUGCAAGCCGCCAACUAUUGGAUGACCGAGGAUGGCACCGACAAUUGGAUCAUAAACAGCGUCAGGAUCUCCCAGACAUCGGACGGCUUGGUUAGGGUAGGCCGUAACAGCAACAAGUUCUCACUGCGCACCUCCCCCACCAACGGGUCGGCGUCCGUCUCCUCCCCCUACAUGCACUGCACCGGUUCCAUGGGCCAGACGCGUCACCUGUUCGUGCGCAGGGGCGAACGGCGCAUGCACUACGACGGCUCCACCUUCAUCGUGCGCAACGCCGGCCACUCGGCGGGAUUCGACGAGAAACAACAGUUGAAGGUCUACUGAGGCGGUCGGUGGGCGUGUCUAUAGAAACUUUGUUAAUAAUCCCCGCCCCUCUCAAGCUUCGCACUGUCUUUUCUCGCUCUCUGGUUUUUUAGUGGUUUGGUGGCACUCUGCGAUCGCGUCUUGUCGGUUUGUCUUUUGAAAUAUGGCGUUUCUUCGCGUGUCUAGCAUUUAUUUUUCAUUUCGGUCCGUUCUUGACACAUCUGUGCACACACAAGGUAAGUAAGUUGUUUUUUUUUCAACCGAUUACACAUUUGAAGAAAUCUUAGAAUGUCAUCCAUUUUUGUUAUUAGUUGAAGAUCUGAUGUCCAUUCAGAAGGAGGCUUAUUCAUUUGAGACAUUUCCACAUAUCGAACAAAUUUAAACAUUUUUUUUUAAUGAAAACCUAUUAACAACCACUCUCCAACGUUUUAAAAGAAGUCUUAAUCCAGUUCAAUUUUAAAAUCAUCAUCACUAUAGUAAUUACUGGAAAUUUCAAUGUUUUAAAGAUGAGUUGUAUACCUUCAUCAAGUAGUAAUAAGAUAAAACAGUGACUUUUGCACAGUACUCCCCUCCGAUCAAGAAGAGAUAUCAAUUAUUAAUUCCCAACACUUUUGCAAUUAAUUUAAAAUAAUCUAUCCAAGUCCAGUUCUACGAAGAGUUGAUUUCCGAGCAGUGCCAUACAUGAAGUUUUAUUUUAAUCGAUUAUUCCCUGAUAGAGUGGCAGACGAAUGAUUCCGAUAUGAAUGUAAGCACACAUCCAUCGAAGAAACUGGACGAAUCGACAGACCGUUCGCAGAGUGCAUUUUUAACUCCUCCCCUCUCCUAACUUUUUAUUUAUAAAUUAGUUAGCACCACUCCGUUUCAAAAUUUGUGCUUCUAUUUUUGUCCUUUGUGAUUUUGUCGCUCCGUAAUUGUAACAUGGAUAAAUGUAAAGUGUACCAUCUGCAAAGACGUGAAUGUAUCCACUGAGUAUGUUUUAACCUGAAAUGUGAUAUUGUGAUCUCAAGAUAACGAGUACGUUUCCUGAUUUAUCAGAUUGUAAUAGUGCAGUAUAAGGAACGUACGAAUUUGUGAUGAUGGCUGUAAUUUUUGAUUUCAUGUGAAUUUAUAAAUAAAUAGUGUUCAUGUCA